AGCUCGUGUUAAGUUUGCUCUCCAGUGAAAGGGAACAAACUUGCUAAUGUACAGAAAUAAGAUGGGUGACAGUGGGAGACAGCCAAAAUAGCCUCAUCCUUCAUUGGUGUCCCUUUAUCAUUAUCAACGGCAAUGUUAUUUUUCACAAAAUAACCGAACAGCAGCAGCAGCAGCAGCAGCUCCCCUCCCCCCGGAUUUCAGUCCCUGGCUCCUCCUCCUGGAUCGACACUACGGGAGCUCCGGAGAGCUACCUAGCAGCAGGCUGGAGCGGCGUCUGCUUCCGUCGGCUAGCAGCCAACAGCAGCUGCUUCCACUUGUCCUCCUUUCCAUCACUGAGCUUUUGUGACAGUUUGUCCAACAAAUUGAACGCACUGCUUCGAGUGGGCGCUCCUUUGAUGUCGACCUUAACAAGCUAGCUACACGGCUCUCAUCGUCUACAAACUCUUGUGUUUUUUUCGCCUCCUGGCCGGAUAAAACUCUUGACGUCUAUUGUCGCUUUUGCGACUAGUGUCCCUUCGCGUGAGCGUGUAGUUUCAACCAACUUGCGGGAAUUGGUGUUGUUUUUCUGGACUAUGUAGGUCAGUCUCGCCGACCGAUGCGAGGAUGUGGGUCAUCGCAACUUAGCCUCGUUGCCAUCCCCGAUAGCUGCUCAGCAACAUCGCCAACUGUUAUCAUUUUUCUAUACGAUAUAUUGUUGGCUAAAAUUAAACCCAGCUAAGUGUUAGCCCCUUUGCAACACCGCUAACUCAUCUAUUUUUUUUUUUACGGCUAGCUGUUAGCUCCUUGGCAACACAGCUACCUGCUAACUCAUAGGUACGCGUUAGCUCCAACACGAUAACAUCACAUUUAUUUUUAAAUGUUACUCGCUAAAAAUACUUUUUCCUACUUUGGACCGCGGCACUCUUUAGUAUUAGUAGGUUAACAUUUAACUCUCUUCAUUCCGAAGCGUCCGUCGAAAAAAAGUAUUUAUUUUAGUUAUCGCAAACGCACUUUGAACUUUUUUUGUGUGUUUAAAUGUAUGCCGUGUCCACGGCGGCGCCUUAGCUGAGGCCGCGGGUCAUGUGAAGCUCAGAUCCGCGGCGACUCCGCGUCUAGUCGGCCUACAGGAGGACCGCAGGGCUCCGAGAAUGGCCUUUCACGGCGCGGGGCGCCAGACGCUUUGCAGCGACCUGUUCUCCGGUUCUGACUUGGCCCAUAAGUACUUCUACGUGAACUCGUCGUGCGCAGCCCCUUCUGCCGCCCUUAGCGCUACUCCAUGCGUCAGUGGGCCUCCCGCUGUGCCUGCUGCCGGGACCCCCAGGCACCCCACCACCCUGGGAGGCAGCGCAGGCGGGGGAGCCGCCGUGCCGCAGCCGUACAGCAACCCUGCCAGCGAGGUGCCCAGCCCGGCCGAAAUGGAGCCCGACAGGCCCAUUGGUUACGGAGCCUUUGGCGUGGUCUGGUCAGUGACAGACCCUCGUGAUGGCCGCAAGGUAGCGCUGAAGAAGAUGCCCAACGUCUUCCAGAACCUGGUGUCAUGCAAGCGCGUCUUCCGAGAGCUACGCAUGCUGUGCUUCUUCAAACACGACAACGUCUUGUCGGCAUUGGACAUUUUACAGCCCCCGCAGAUCGAUUGUUUUGAGGAGAUAUAUGUGAUCACCGAGCUGAUGCAGAGUGACCUUCACAAGGUCAUUGUGUCUCCUCAGCCACUCACCACUGACCACAUCAAGGUCUUCCUCUAUCAGAUCCUGCGAGGCCUCAAGUACCUCCACUCUGCCGGGAUCCUGCACCGUGACAUCAAACCUGGCAACCUUCUGGUCAACAGCAACUGCCUGCUCAAGAUUUGUGACUUUGGACUGGCCCGCGUGGAGGAGCCAGACCCGUCUCGUCACAUGACCCAGGAGGUGGUGACUCAGUACUAUCGUGCACCCGAAGUGCUGAUGGGCUGCCGCCACUAUGGCUCGGCCAUCGAUGUUUGGUCGGUGGGCUGCAUAUUUGCUGAGCUGCUGGGACGCCGCAUCCUCUUCCAGGCCCAGAGUCCCAUCCAGCAGCUGGACCUGAUCACGGACCUGCUGGGAACACCGCCGCUGUCUGCCCUGGCUUCUGCCUGCGAGGGCGCCCGGGCUCACAUCCUGCGCGGGCCGCACAAACCCCCCUCGUUGUCAGUGUUGUACAUGUUAUCGGAUGGCGCAACUCACGAGGCGGUGCACCUACUGUGUCGUAUGCUGGUUUUUGAUCCGGCCAAGCGCAUCUCAGGCAGCGACGCGCUGUCACACCCGUACCUGGAUGAAGGCCGCCUGCGGUACCACACGUGCAUGUGCCAGUGCUGCUACUCGGUACCCAGCGGGCGCGUCUACACCAGAGACUUUGAGCCGGCUGCCGAGCGUCCCUUUAGCCACAGCUAUGAGAAUAGCCUGCUGUCGGUGUGGCAGGGCAAAGAGCUGAUCCAUCGCUUCAUCACGGAGCACCAGCAAGGCAAGCGAGUCCCGCUGUGCAUCAACCCUCAGAGCGCCGCCUUCAAGACCUUCAUCAGGUCGACUGCCUGGCACUCAUCCAAGGUUUCCCGCAAGGAGGAGAGAUGAGCGUCCUUUCCCUCUUCCUCCUCCUCCUCCCUUUCUGGCCACCUCAACCAACCUUGACGUCCGCUUUAUCCCGCACGCAUACAAAAAAGCGUGUGGUGGCGACAGGCUCCACCUCAGUGAAAGGGGCGCCACAGGUGCUGAUGAUGGAAAGAAAAAAAAAUCUGCUGCUGCUCAAAAGGAAAAAAAAAGGUUUAGUGAGUAGAAAUGGUGAUUUUUGUUUGCUUUAGCAUUCCACACGCUCCCAUGUAGCAGAGUGUAGUGUCGUGCCCCCUCCUGGUGUCCACACACUCCUCACACCUACUCGGCAGCAGAGCAUGGUGUGAAAUCUUUCAACUUCAUUCUUUCCUCGUCUUUUAUUUUUACGACAGGAAGCGCGGUGUGUGGUAACUCAACAUGUAUGUAUGUGUUUGUGUGUUUGUAUAAGUUAUUUGUAAGACUGGGCCCCAAUGGUGUCGAACGCCACCUUUAGUGAUGCUCUGCCCACACCUGCCACUUCCAUGGCAUUCCUCCUCCCCCACUUGUCCUAUUGCUAGUUUUCCUUCUCCAGCCACUUCCUGCAAGUAUGGCAAGCCGUAUUAGCAUUUAUUUCUUAUAUUUGAUAUCCAUCUUAAGGUUUACAUACUAGUACACUCUUGUGUUCUCUAGGAAGAAAAUUCAGGGCACUGUUAGGCCCACUGUUUUACUUGUUUUUUUUUCUUGUUUUUUUUCUCCAUUGCUAGUGCCAGAUUUGGCCUACUAAUAUAAUUUUAAGCCUCAAUACUGAUGACAAUUGAGCAUUUAUUUCAUGACAAAUAUUUCCAGCUGAAGGGCUAUUGACUAGUUCACUCUUGGUCACGAGUGGGACAAUUUUGGCUUGCUAAUAUGAAAAUUGCAUGUGAUUGGAGGCAAAACUGUAUUCAUUACCAACUGCAUGGGACUAGCAUUACUAAUGAAAUGCUCAAUGUUGAAGAGUAGAGCAAGACUAAUUCACUACUUUGACGAUUUUAGCCCUAUUAAAAAUAUUAUCUGCUAUAGUUUGAGUAAUUAAUUAAUUGAUUAAUUUGAUUAUUUUCUUUCUACAGUUUUCCACCGCAAAAACAUAUUCAGACUUUGGCAAUUACUCUUAAUACAUCCAUCUAUCCAACCAGCCAUCCCUUUUCUACUGCUUCUCGGGGUCAGGUCAUCGGGGAAGUGGCUUCAGCAGGCAUACCCAGACUUCCCUUUCCCCGGCCACUCCUUCCAGCUCUUCCUGAGGGAUCCCCAGGCGUUCCCAAGCCAGCCGACAGUGGAACAGGGUCGUCCCCGGGGUCUCUUUCCGGUGGGACUUGCCCGGAACACCUCAGUAGGGAGGUGUCCGGGAGGCAUCAGAAUCAGAUGCCCCAGCCACCUCAUCUGGCUCUCUAUAUGCGGAGGAGCAGCGGCUCUCCCAAGCUUCUCACCCCAUCUCUUACGGAGAGCCCGGUUACCAUGCGGAACAUAGGAACAUAGAUUGGUGAAUUGAGAGCUUUGCUUUCGACUUAGCUCCCUCUUCACCAUAACGGAACAAUACAAAGUCUGCAUCACUGCAGACGCUGCUUUGAUACGUCCCUCCCACCUCUGAAAGAACGUUCAAAAGGGAGGCGUGGGACAUUGAGUCCGAGUGGACAAUGUUCCGCUCUCCACCAGAGCUGUGGCCGUAAGGUGGUCGGUGCCUGUCGUGGCGGCAACCCCCGAACAGGUUGGUGGACACCCACCACUGAGGUAUUCUGUCAAGCUGAAGAAGAACUUCUAUCGGGUGUUUUUGGCCUGUGGGACUCCUGAGGCAGCUGAUAGGUACCGGCUGGCCUAGCGGAAUGCAGCUUCGGUGGUCACCGAGGCAAAAACCCAGGUGUGGGAGGAGUUUGGUAAGGCCAUGGAGAAUGACUUUAAGAAGGAAAUUAUGGUCCAUCGUCCAGUCUCUCAGGUGGGGGAAGUUGUGCACCGUCAACACUGUGUAUAGUGGGGAUGGGGCACUGCUGACCUCAACUCGAGAUGUGAGUCUGUUUCAGGCUUUUUAGUCAUGCUAGCAGUUUUUCCUGGUAUUUUUAUAUAGUUUUGCACUCUAUGUUCACGUUAUGGUCAGCUGAAAGUCAUCACAUGACACUGGAGGACAUUUGCUUAAAAAAAUAAUUGCCAAUGUUUUUUUUAUAUAAAAAAUGACUGAUAGGGAUUAUGGUUUUAUUUAUUUUUUGAAAAUUGUGGUUUUACUCUUCUAUCUGCUGCCAGGUUUUCAUUCAAAUUACAUUAAAUCUUUUCUGGAUAAAGUAAUUCACCUGACUGUUACUAGUUGGACAAAGAGUGUACAAGUACAUGGAAGUUAAGAUGGAUAUCAAGUCUGUGAAAAAAAUUCUCAAACAUCUUAACAUAUGCAAGAAAAUGCCAUCGUGGCUCUUAUUCCUGUUAUGAUGUCAUCGCUCGGCUGUGAAAACGCCACAAAGCAGGCGAGAGUUUUGCGACCUUUCCGGAAAGUUCUAGAAUGUUCCGUUUGCUUGUCCACACAGACUCAAGCGGGUUAGAAAGAUACUAUUAAGGAAUUUUUUUGUCAAGCUUUUUGACCCGCAAAUGGUACAACGGGUCCUCGGCGGUGACUUUGAGGACACCCGUUUUAAGUCGCUGCUUCCAUGGUUCCUUCAUCACUGCAGGAACUUUUGCCAGGAAUCUUCUGGGAUCUCAGGAAGUUUGACCGCCCGCUGAAGCAGUGCCAAUGUGUCACCUUCCCGUCGCUCCUCCCUUCCUGUUUUUUUUUUUUUUAGCCCAACGUCCUUCCCCCCUUGGCAAGCGUGACCUUUGGGUGAUACGUUCACCUGGAAGUUUAUUGUGCACUCACUGACUUGCUUGAACUUUGAAGCAAGUGGACACAAGCAGAAGGUUAUUGAACGUCCUGACAAAGGUUUUCUCUUUUCUCUUCCCACUUUGGUGAAAUUGAACCACUGGAAACAAUUUUUCCCCUCCCUGGCCACAAAGUCAAUUUAUUAGGAACCGUGUGCAUAAGACUCAGAGAAUAUUGCUGCCAUUCCAAAUGAUGUGAGAGUGUCAGGUUAUGUUUAAAAAACAAAAAAAAAAUUAAUAGCUCCUUUUUUCAGAGCCCAAUACAUGACAGAACAAAAUAAUAAUGAUGGCCAAACUUGUGCAUUGAAUUAAUUGUGGCCACAAAAUGGUAUAGUAAGUUUAGUGAACAUGCUGAAUAAAGAAAUGCAUAUAAAAACAUCAAACAUGGAUGCCGUAAUCCAUGAAAUUCAGUUAAUUCAUCCAGUGAAUUCAGUCUUUAGCAUCAAAAGAAACUGAAUAGAUAUUGUUUAAAACAAAACUCAUUUAAUCCUAUCCCAAGAAUUUCACACAAUUAUAAACAAAAGUGUAGUUUCACACAGUUUUCUGUCAUUAUAUAACGUGCGCUCAAAAUACUAUUUUGUGGCCACGAAAUUUGUAUGUGUGUGUGUGAAAUACCAAAAUUUGCCCAGAAUAUACUAAUUUGUGACCAUGAAAUACAAGCAUCUGGCCACAGGAAACUUAUGACUACAAUAUGCACAAAAAAUACAUUUGUCCCACAAUAUGUUUUUUUUUUUCUUUAACCAUGCAACAUGUAUGUGGACAAAAUACUAAUGUGUGACCAUUAUACUAAACUUGGGCCACAAAAAUGAUUUGCGCCCACAAAAAAAAAAAAAAAAAAAAAACAAACAGCGACCAAUCGUGGAACUAAUAUACUUGGAUGAAAAGGGGCAUUUUGAGUUCCAGCCGGACACUAUUUUCUAUUGGAAGUUUCAUUGUACUAAUUUUGUAGCCCCCCAAAAAAUGUUUCCACAUGAAAUAUUAAUUUAUGAACAUGAAAUACCACGAAUAGUUAAUACAUGUUCACUCUGCUUCCCAUGAGCAGCUUGGACGUUUGGUAAGCAAAGGGCAUGCACCUCAAAAUUAUUUAUCACAUUAUACUUCAUCCAUUUCCAAUGCACACAGUAUUUUUUUUCCCCCAAGUAUAUAUAAAAAAAAUAUUGUUGCAUAGUUGGAGCCGUUCUAGUACAACGGACAGAAAACUUUUGAGACAAAAAAAAAAAAAACAACUCACUGACAAAAGGUUACCAUACCAGUAAUGUAUUGCCGGUACAAUCGCCCCCUUUACAUAUGUGCAAAAAACAAUACUAAUUUGUGACCACGACACACUAAAUUGUGGCUACAUAUUAGCAUUUUUGUGUGCAUGUUAUAUUUUGUGGCCACAAUUUAAUUCUGCCCCCAACCGUGUUUGCGGCUGUGUACCUUUUGAAGUAAUUAAGUGUAUUUUUAGGUGGUUAGUGUUAGUUUGUUGACAGAAGGCAAAGCGACUCACUAAGGAACAUCGUGGAACUUCUUUUCGCUUUCCCGGUCCCCGAUGGAUCGCCUCCCUCGGCCAACUCCCACGUUCCUCCUUUAGCGAUUAGCCUGGUUUGCUGGUAUUAAUUCAAUAUGAUGCUCUGUUUGAAAAUGUGUUAUAGCUGACUUGUUUUUCUCGUUUUGACAAAUACUUGAAGUUAUCGUAGAGAGUGAUGAUCAAUAAAAAUGACACUGGAAUAUGA
Syngnathoides biaculeatus (alligator pipefish) is the source of this 7102-nucleotide messenger RNA. RefSeq names its product nemo-like kinase, type 1 (gene nlk1). Gene Ontology annotation, cellular component: nucleus; cytoplasm. Gene Ontology annotation, biological process: protein phosphorylation; intracellular signal transduction. NCBI's taxonomy places the organism in Eukaryota, Metazoa, Chordata, Actinopteri, Syngnathiformes, Syngnathidae. Bases 1128 to 2561 code for a protein of 477 amino acids. The transcript is spliced from 11 exons. Gene Ontology annotation, molecular function: ATP binding; MAP kinase activity. The record is from RefSeq and is a predicted model, not a curated record.